UCGUGUUGCUUCCCGGUUCCCGGUGUUCGGUGCAGCGGCUCAGCUGCUUCCCGCUCCGUUCACACGUUCAUCUUUUAUCCUCCUUCUGUAUGAGACACUGAUCCAUGACGGCCAACAGCCGCCGGUCCGAUACCGAGCCUCCGGGCCUGGAGACCCAGCGGCGGGAGGUGGAGACGCUGCUGCGGGGGGGGGAGCUGCGAUCCGGGGACAGCUGGUACGUGGUGGAGCGUCACUGGUUUGAACAGUGGAAGCAGUUUGUAGAACAUGGAGAUCAGAACUCGUCGUCGUUUCCGGGUCGGAUCGACAACAGCGAGCUGUUCGAGGACCUGGACUCGUUCCACAUGAAGGAACGUCUGGUGGAGAACGAGGACUUCCUGUUGCUGCCGGCUGAAGCCUGGAACAAGCUGCUGUCCUGGUACGGACUGGUGGAGGGGCAUCCACCCCUGGAGAGAAAGGUGGUGGACCUGCCCAGCACUCUGAAGGUGGAGGUUUACCCCGUUGAGAUCUUCCUCUGUCUCCAUAGCAACAUGGAGAACGUCACCACGGCACAGUUCAGCCGCACCGACAACAUACAGUCGAUCCAGAAGCUGAUAUGUCGGCUCUUCUCGGUGCCUCCCGGCUCAGAGUGCCGUCUGUGGAUGAAGAGUUCGGACAGCAGCUGUGAGCGUCUCAGGAACAUCUACGUGAGCGUGUUGGACGCCUGUCUGAGCUCCGGGAUGACGGUGAUCAUGGAGACGAGGAAUGCAGACGGUACCUGGCCCAGCUCCAGACCUCAGAUCAUGAGGAACUCUGUGGAGGAUCAGGACUCUUACCGAGGUCAACCUGGAGUCUGUGGACUCACUAACCUGGGAAACACCUGCUUCAUGAACUCUGCCCUGCAGUGCCUGAGCAACACCCCCCCACUGACGGAGUACUUCCUGCUGAGCUCGUACCUGGAGGAGUUGAACUUUAGUAACCCUCUGGGGAUGAAGGGUGAGAUCGCCGAGGCUUACGCUGAUGUCAUCAAGCAGAUGUGGUCCGGACGCCAUUACUCCGUGGUGCCGCGCGUCUUCAAGACCAAGGUGGGGCACUUUGCGUCUCAGUUUUUAGGGUACCAGCAGCACGACAGUCAGGAGCUUCUUUCCUUCCUGCUGGACGGACUCCAUGAAGACCUGAACCGGGUCAAGAACAAAGAAUACAUCGAGCUGAGAGACGCAGAGGGCCGACCGGACCAGGAAGUGGCGGAGGAGGCGUGGCGUAACCAUCGGCGACGGAACGACUCGGUGAUCGUCGACACGUUUCACGGCCUUUUCAAGUCCACACUCGUCUGUCCCGAGUGCCACAAAGUGUCAGUGACCUUUGACCCCUUCUGCUACCUGAGCGUCCCACUUCCUGUCAGCAAGGAGCGCGUCAUGGAGGUCUUCUUCGUGUCUCUGGACCCGUACGCCAAACCUGUGCAGCAUCGUGUCGUCGUUCCUAAAGCGGGAAAAGUGUCCGACCUCUGCUCCGCUCUGUCAGAGAUGACCUCCAUACCUGCCACACAGAUGGUGGUAGCAGACGUGUUCAACCAUCGGUUCUAUAAGAUCUACAAUGCUGACGAGUCUCUGAGCUGCAUCCUGGACCGAGACGACAUCUUUGUGUAUGAGCUGAGCGUGCAUGAGGAGGAGCAGCAGGAGGAGCAGCAGCAGCAGGAGGAGGAGCAGCAGGAGGAGGAGCAGCAGCAGCAGCAGCAGGAGGAGCAGGAGGAGGAGCAGCAGCAGGAGGAGCUGCAGGAGAGGAAGGAGCAGCAGCAGCAGGAAGAGCAGCAGGAGCAGCAGCAGGAGGAGCAGCAGGAGGAGCAGCAGGAGGAGCAACAGGACGAGGAGCAGCAGCAGGAGGAGGAACAGGAGGAGCAGCAGGGGCAGGUGCUGCUGGCGCUCUACCUCAGAGAGCGCUCCCACUACAGAGACUACGGCUCCGGCAGCAGCUCGUACGGAACGUCGCUGUUCGGACAUCCGCUGCUGCUCAACGUACAGAGAAACAGCUGCAGCAGAGAGAAGCUUUACCAGCUGUUCCUGCAGAGACUGGCGCGUUAUGUGCGACCUCCUGACCCCUCUGAGGAGCUGGAAGAGGAAGAGGAGGAAGAUGAUGAAGAGGAAGAGCUCUACAAGACUCAGACCAACGGCAUCAGUGAAGAUGAGGACGACGCAGAGCAAGCCAGCCAAUCAGACGACACCACUGAGCCCGGCCCCGCCCCCCCGCAGCCCUCAUUGGACCACGGAGACGAAGCCGCAGCCAAUAACGGCACUGCGACCCGGAGCGAGCCCCCCGGCAACACUGACCCCACCGACAGUAACCACGGCAACCCCGCUGCCCCCGGCGACGGUGCCAACAGUCCCGACCAAUCAGAGCCGGCAGCUGAACGGGACACCACAGAAGAAGAAAAGGAGGAAGACAAGCAGGAAGCGGCAUGUUCUCCCAGCCCGCCAGCCAAUGAGCAGCCAGCUAAGAGGAGGGCGUGUCACAGGAAGAAGAAGUGUCUGUUCACCAUCGCCGCGGUAACCUCCAACGGGACCACGGAGAGGGGGGGCGGAGAGGGGGGCAGCGCGGUGUCCUUCAACUCUCAGAGCUUCGUUGCCAUCGACUGGGAUCCUGAGAUGAAGAAAAGAUUCUACAACGAGAACGAAGCCGAGAAGUAUGUGAAGCACAGCAGCAUGGAGGUUCCUCAGCAGCAGAGCAGCGUCCAGCUGCAGGAAUGCAUCCAGCUGUUCACUACUGUAGAGACUCUGGAGGAGGAGAACCCAUGGUACUGUCCUGUGUGUAAGAAGCACCAGCUGGCCACUAAGAAGCUGGAUCUUUGGUCUCUGCCUGAAGUUCUGAUCAUCCACCUGAAGAGAUUCUCUUACACCAAGUUCACCAGAGAGAAGCUGGACAGCAUCGUGGAUUUCCCCCUCAGAGACCUGGACUUCUCCGACUGCCUGCUGAAGAAGAGUCUGACCAAUGGGGAGCCUCCGAGCCGCUAUGACCUCAUCGCUGUGUCCAAUCACUACGGAGGACUCAGAGACGGACAUUACACCAGCUACGCAUGCAACAAGGAUAACAGUCGGUGGUAUUACUUUGAUGACAGCAAGGUGACCUACGCUGGAGAGGACCAGAUCAUGACCAACGCUGCCUACGUCCUGUUCUACCAUCGCCAGGAUAAGAUCAGGAAACCCACUCUGCCCGCGCCCAGCACAAGCCCCGCCUCCUCCACGCAGGCCGCCAACGACAUCACUUCCUGCAAAGACGACGACGACGCAGAGCUGGGUGCCGCCUCCUCCUCCGUCACCAUGGAAACGGACUGAUCGAAGCGCGGAGGUUACUGUAUCGGAGCAGCCGGCCUUUCCUCCUCUUUUAAGUCUUUUCAAGUUUUUUUCUUUUACGUUUUAGAUUUUUGUGAUUUCCCAGCAACACUUGAACGCAUCAUUGAGCCAAACAUCUGCAGCCAGAUGCUGAAGCUCGGCGCUCGGUGCAGACUCACUGAUCUCAGUCAUUAUUCAACUGUUUCUAUUUGGGUCAGUUUGUUAAUUAAAACAAUAAAUAUUAAAAAGAUGAACGUCACAUUAUUUCUGCUUUUUCUGAUCGUUGAAUCUUUUGAAUCAGAUUUCAUUCCUUUAACUUCUGUCAUAAAAUAAAAUCAGUUUAAAAACUCUGAAACUAGAUUAUAAAUGUUCUUCCUGUGAAGACAGAAACAUAAGAUAAUUAUUAAUUGGACGAUUUGAUCAAAUUGAACUGUAAUUGUUUUUCAGCUUUCAGGUAUUUUUAAGUCAUCGAGACCUAAUUUUACAAAACUAUUAAUUUAUUCACUCUUUGUUUAAUAGUUUACAGUUUAUAAACGUACUCAUUGAUUUAAAGGUGGAAACAGAUUUAUUGGAUUAUUUGAUUUAAAGUGAACAAAGCUGACGAUAAUUCACUCUUUGUAUAUUUUGGUUUUUUUCUUCUGGUAUUUAUUUUUUUAAUGGAAUAAUUUGUCACAUGACGUCAGGUUGAAUGAUUAGGAUCGCUGGUGCAGGACAUUAAGAUGCUUAUUUUCAUAUUUAUAGAUGAUAUUUGUAUUCAGACACAGAAUGAGAGGCUACAGCGGCUCUGUGUACAGUAUUUUUCUAUUGUAAGAAAUGUAUAAUUAUUAUUAUCAUUGCUGAGCGGGGGGGGGGGGCUUUCUUUGG
Molecule: messenger RNA, 4163 nt
Organism: Scomber scombrus (Atlantic mackerel)
Lineage: Eukaryota; Metazoa; Chordata; Actinopteri; Scombriformes; Scombridae
Gene: usp11
Product: ubiquitin specific peptidase 11
Exons: 21
Coding region: 105-3302 (1065 amino acids)
Biological process (GO): protein deubiquitination
Molecular function (GO): cysteine-type deubiquitinase activity
Source: RefSeq, a predicted model, not a curated record